This is a messenger RNA of Penicillium antarcticum, 2247 nucleotides long. RefSeq names its product fungal specific transcription factor domain-containing protein. The transcript has 3 exons. Bases 1 to 2247 code for a protein of 748 amino acids. The record is from RefSeq and is a predicted model, not a curated record. Gene Ontology annotation, biological process: DNA-templated transcription. Gene Ontology annotation, molecular function: DNA binding; zinc ion binding. NCBI's taxonomy places the organism in Eukaryota, Fungi, Ascomycota, Eurotiomycetes, Eurotiales, Aspergillaceae.
AUGCAUCCGUAUAUCCACCCUUCUCCCUUUCUUGAAGCUGAACCAAAGCCCAAUGCUAGGCAAAUCAAAGAGCUGUCGACCAAAGUGCGAGAAUAUGAGUCCAUGUUGAGUGAGAUCAGGGAUCUUCCCGGCUCCCCUGCUAAGCGCAUCAGGGAUCUAUUACAGAAGUACGAUCCAGAUUCAGGUUAUGCUUCCAAUGCAACACCCCUUGACUUAUUCCAGGACCAGGGUAAGCCCGAUCGGUCCAGUUCUCCUUCCUCCAUCGGAUCACUAGAGGCAGUGGACCGGGUUGAAGAUGACAUUAACCGAACUGAAAAUUCUCGUGCCACUGGAUUCUUGGGUAAAAGCUCAGAAAUUACAUGGCUCAAGCGGCUAAAGGAAGAAGAACAGCAAUCGCUAAAGUCAACACCUGACGAUGAUCGCCUCUCCGGUGACCGAAUUCCUCCGCAUACCAUUAAUUAUCAUCUCGAUGACUUGAGCAUCGAUGUCCCGGAGGCAGUACAAAUGUAUUGGGUACCUCCACGAGAGGUGGCAGAUCGUCUGUUUGAAACUUAUCUGCUCAUGGUUCACCCACAGUACCCCAUCAUUAACCGGACUCAGUUCUCGGUCCAGUACAGGAACUUUUUUGACAGAACCCAUCUGCCAAGCGAUAGGUGGAUGGCAGUGCUCAACAUGGUCUUUGCGAUAGCCUCAAAUAUCUCUUGUAAUACUGGUAUAGCAGGGCCAGGGUCUGCCCGAGAUCACCUCCUUUAUAUGACCCGUGCUAGAAUGUUUGGCAUGGGCGGCGAUAACCUAUUUCGACAUCCGGACCUUCAACAGGUGCAAGUAGAGGGUUUGAUCGCAUUUCAUCUGCUGUCUAUAAACCAGAUUAACAGGGCGUGGAGGAUCUCAGUUCUGGCAGUCCGAUCCGCAAUCUCUCUCGGUAUCAACCUGAAGAAUGAAAGUCAUUCAAUUUCAGGUCACACCAAAGAGUUACAUUGUCGAAUUUGGUGGUGUCUGUUUACAGUCGAGCACAAGCUGGGUUUGAUGACUGGCCGGAAAACAGCGAUCUCGUUCAAGACAUUCAGCUCUCAAUUGCCACUUCCUUUGGAUGAAGAUCAAUUGCUGGAGCCCUCAGCUAUUCGGUUGCUCGAAAAUCUCGAAGUGAGAGAACAACGCCUGAACAGAGCAAUGACGAGCCCUUGUCUACUGCAAAUGGACAGCAAGCCAACCAAGGAUACACUACUAGGGCGCUCAUGGCUUCGAUCCCUACCUGCCGGGGCGGCGGUUUACUUUCUAUACCAGUGCGAUCUCACGGCCUUAACUCAAGAAAUUUUGAACCGGGUUUACUCCGUCGAGUGUGCGAUGCUGUCAUGGGAAGAGAUCAAGGGCCGUAUCAACCAUCUUGAGACGACCGUCGAUAGUUGGUUAUCAAAUCUUCCGCCAGCGCUGAAAUUCACUCACCUGGAAGAAGAGAACAGUGAAGCCCAACGGGCGAAAACCAGCUUGGCAUUCCACUACUACAGCACACAAAUCAUGCUUGGUCGGCCGUGCCUUUGCCGACAUACCACACAGAACAAAGAAGACGAUAUUCAUGGCUUCACAUACCGUAUGAGCGUGUCGACUCUGGAUUCCGCGAUGCACAUGCUUGAUUUAUUGCCAGAUGAGCCAGACACAACCUACAUCUAUCAAACCUGUCCAUGGUGGUGUAUGCUUCACUACAUCAUGCAGACAGCGACUGUGAUCAUUUUGGAACUGUCAUUUGGCUGCGUCCAUAUUCCAGAAAAGGAAAACAGUCUUAUGAAGUUGGGGGGGAAGUCUGUACAAUGGCUUUACGCAAUGUCUGGACAUAGCAUUGCAGCGCAUCGUGCAUGGCAACUAUGUGAGGGUGCACUUUCUCGGCUGGCGUUGAGGCUGGGAUACUACAGUAGCAAUUUACCAUUUCGCCCAAACGAGCAGCAGAUCAAAUCAGAAGUUGACUCUGCAUACUCUUCCUUGCUUGGGCAGCGUGAUAAAACAGUUGAACCCGGGACAUUGUCCGCCCACGAUGAUCAACCUCCAUCACAAACCCAUUCCCAGGAAGACUCUAUCGCAAGCUGGGGUGGCAUUAAUUCAAAUCUUGCAGAUUUAUUGGGGUCUGAACUUUCAUCUGCGCCAGGUACGCAUGGCGGCAGUGCAAGUGACAUGCAUUUCCCGUAUGAUCCGAUCACCGGAGAGUUUUUACGUGCUUUCUUCCCCGAGUUGAAAGAAGAACAGUGGGGCUUAUAG